GGGGUGGGGCGCGCGCGUGCGCGGGAGGGGGCGGGUUGGGAAGGAUCGCCGGCGAGAUCCCGAGGCGAGGCUCGCGCGCCCGCCCCCGCCCCGGCCCCCAGCGCCCACCCGGUCCGCCCGGCUCAGCCAUGAUCAAGGCGAUCCUCAUCUUCAACAACCACGGGAAGCCGCGGCUCUCCAAGUUCUACCAGCCUUACAGUGAAGAUACACAACAGCAAAUCAUCAGGGAGACAUUCCAUUUGGUAUCUAAGAGAGAUGAAAAUGUUUGUAAUUUCUUAGAAGGAGGAUUAUUAAUUGGAGGAUCUGACAACAAACUAAUUUAUAGACAUUAUGCAACGUUAUAUUUUGUCUUCUGUGUGGAUUCUUCAGAAAGUGAACUUGGCAUUUUAGAUCUAAUUCAAGUAUUUGUGGAAACAUUAGACAAGUGUUUUGAAAAUGUCUGUGAAUUGGAUUUAAUUUUCCAUGUAGACAAGGUUCACAAUAUUCUUGCAGAAAUGGUGAUGGGGGGAAUGGUAUUGGAGACCAACAUGAAUGAGAUUGUUACACAAAUUGAUGCACAAAAUAAACUGGAGAAAUCUGAGCAAAUAGUUUACACUGGCCUAUUUUGUAUCAGUCAAGAUUUUUCUCAGGCUGGCUUAGCGGGAGCUCCAGCCCGUGCUGUUUCAGCUGUAAAGAAUAUGAAUCUUCCUGAGAUCCCAAGAAAUAUUAACAUUGGUGACAUCAGUAUAAAAGUGCCAAACCUGCCCUCUUUUAAAUAAAAAAAAAAAUUUAAAAGGCCACUCCCAGGUAAAAUUCAGGGGGAAAAGUCAUCUAAGUUUACCAUGCAGUUGUUUACCAAAAAUACAGGAGGAGAGUCUUACAUUUUGCUCUUGGAUUUAAGUCAAGGUACUGUAUAGAAGUUGUGUAAAAUCAAUAUGGUGGUUCACUGUUGUUUUUCUUGUUCAGUGAUUUUAAAGAAAUUGAGUAGUUUCAGUGUGAUUUUUUAAAAAUUUCUUUUCUAAACUGCAUUCCUAUACCCACCUAAGGCAUGCUUCUAUGUAUUGGCUACAACAGUAUUUCAGAAAGUGUUUGAAACAUUUCUUUAAAUUAUGUACAACCCAAAAUGUUGGUGGUGUUUUGUAUGGAUCACAAGUAUAGCAUUCCUUAAUUCUUCCUGUUAUUUGUCAUGACUGUUAUUUAAAGAAUCAAGUAUGUAUUGCAUGAAAACAUUUUGACCUUUUCCUCUUAGUUUAAAUAAACUACAAAAAGGUAACUGGA
Molecule: messenger RNA, 1257 nt
Organism: Pipistrellus kuhlii (Kuhl's pipistrelle)
Lineage: Eukaryota; Metazoa; Chordata; Mammalia; Chiroptera; Vespertilionidae
Gene: AP3S1
Product: adaptor related protein complex 3 subunit sigma 1
Exons: 7
Coding region: 129-758 (209 amino acids)
Biological process (GO): intracellular protein transport; Golgi to vacuole transport
Cellular component (GO): membrane coat; AP-3 adaptor complex; intracellular membrane-bounded organelle
Source: RefSeq, a predicted model, not a curated record